AUGAAGUUUGGGGGGAAGGGGAUGAUCCAGCUGAUGGUACUGCUAUACAGUUGGGUGUGGAGACACGAGUAUACGCCAACUAGAUGGAGGGAAGGAGUGGUUGUGAACUUGUUUAAGAAAGGAGACAAGACUGACCCAGGAAACUACAGGGGGAUCACACUGUUGAACACAGUAGGAAAAGUGUUCUGUAAGCUGCUGAACGAUAGGAUAGUGGGAGUAUUGGAGAAGGAACAUAGCAUUAGUGAGGGCCAGGCAGGUUUCCGCAAGAAGAGGGGGUGCGUAGACCACGUAUUCACGGUAGGGAGAAUCAUCCAAGGUAGAAAGAGGGCGGGAAAGCCGACGUACUGCUUCUUCCUGGACGUGAAAAAGGCAUACGACACCGUAUGGAGAAAUGGGCUGUGGAAACAGCUGUCCAAACACGGGAUCAAGGGGAAAACGUGGAGAGUGUUGAAGAAGAUGACAGUAAAGAGGGCGGGAAAGCCGACGUACUGCUUCUUCCUGGACGUGAAAAAGGCAUACGACACCGUAUGGAGAAAUGGGUUGUGGAAACAACUGUCCAAAUACGGGAUCAAGGGGAAAAUGUGGAGAGUGCUGAAGAAGAUGACAGAGUGUACGAAAAGCGCGGUCAUGCUAGACGGAGAACUGUCAAAAUUCUUCGACAUUGAGCAGGGGGUCCCACAAGGUUGCACGCUGUCCCCAACAUUGUUCCAGGUGUUCAUCAACGAUCUGUUGGAAGUCGUAGAGGCAGUCCGGAAGGGAGUAAAAGUAGGGGACACGGAAACGUCGGUUUCAGGAAUGCUGUUUGCGGAUGAUUUUGUCGGUAUGUCGGACACCCCUGAGGGACUGCAACUGCAAAUUGACGCGGCGAAGAAGUUUACUGAUAAAUGGAUAUUGUCUGCCAACGUUAACAAGAGUGCUGUUAGAUAUACUCGUAGCAUAGUAUGA
Messenger RNA from Ectocarpus sp. CCAP 1310/34, 945 nucleotides. NCBI's taxonomy places the organism in Eukaryota, Phaeophyceae, Ectocarpales, Ectocarpaceae. The record is from the annotation of a GenBank genome assembly.